Scomber japonicus (chub mackerel) is the source of this 939-nucleotide messenger RNA. RefSeq names its product spindle and kinetochore associated complex subunit 1 (gene ska1). Gene Ontology annotation, cellular component: spindle microtubule; outer kinetochore; mitotic spindle. NCBI's taxonomy places the organism in Eukaryota, Metazoa, Chordata, Actinopteri, Scombriformes, Scombridae. Gene Ontology annotation, biological process: chromosome segregation; cell division; regulation of microtubule polymerization or depolymerization. The transcript is spliced from 6 exons. Bases 1 to 750 code for a protein of 249 amino acids. The record is from RefSeq and is a predicted model, not a curated record. Gene Ontology annotation, molecular function: microtubule binding.
AUGAGUGAGCUGGAGGAUGUCAGCCAUCACAUUCAUGACAAAAUAUCAUCCAUUCAACGGAUGCUGGACCUGUCAGUGGCAGAGGUUCCACAAAAUAAGAUGAAGAAACUUGGACAAGAACUCUUUGCACUUGAGAAGCUUGUCGGUGAGUUUGAAAAGUGUAUUGGUCAUCAGAAAGACCAACUAAAGCAACUGAAGGAGCUUGAAGAGUCAUUCCAAAAAGAUAUGGAGGAUGUCCAGCACCUUAAAGACAACAUACCUGCACACAUGCCCAUGAAGAAAGACUCAGCAAAUGGAAAAGAACCUGUAGUAAAGCAGAACGAAGCAGCAGACGUACAACCCCCCCAGCCAGAAAAUGUCAAAAAGACCAACAAGAACUAUGUCAGAGAGAUGGAGUUCAUCACUGUGCCAGAGUUUGAGAGCAUCCCUCAGUAUAUGAAAGGACGGGUAUCAUAUGAUCAACUGAAUGCAGCAGUGCAGAGCAUCAACAUAGCUGUCACAGCCAAAUACAAGAUCCUCCGUCAGUCUGUGAAGACUCUCAGCAACCAUUCACGCAAGCUCUACCAGCGCUUUAAGGAACAAGAGACAAAAGAUACUAAAGGUCAGUAUUUUGUGGUAGACGAUGACUUUCGUGAGUUCACUCAGAUGAAGGUGGACAAGCGAUUUCAGGGGAUUUUGAACAUGCUGCGUCACUGCCAGCGCCUACGAGAAUUACGAGGAGGAGGCCUCACUCGAUAUAUGUUGUUAUGAAAAAACAACCUGUCACAUAUUUCUGCUUUUUUGUUGUUGAUGCUUUUUUAAUUGUUAGAGUUUUUGAAUGUACACAUUCCUGAUUUACUACACAUACAAUACUACACAUGGCUUUGUUUUGACUCAUCACAUUAGUUAGUUAUAAUAACCAGUAUUUCAAUUAGGUUAGUGGCCUCAUUCAUUCUUCAA